CCACAUUCAUUUCGGCACGAAUCCAGUUUUCCAACGCGACGUCAUUAUUGCCGAGCGUGGCUCUUCCUGAAGUUCAAGUACAUAGAACUACAAUUUCGAUGCGAGCAGUGGAAAGUGUACGAAAUGCAAACGCAGCUUCCCGCAUUUGUGGAGUUGGUAUUGUUGACCAGAACCACCUUGCUCAGGCGUUCAAGUUCAAUUAAAUUGACAAUCAGUUAG
Ostertagia ostertagi is the source of this 219-nucleotide messenger RNA. The record is from the annotation of a GenBank genome assembly. NCBI's taxonomy places the organism in Eukaryota, Metazoa, Nematoda, Chromadorea, Rhabditida, Trichostrongylidae.